GUUGAAAUAUGGAUUUUCCCUUAGAUUAUGCACUUGAGAGCUCUUAACCUACUCUCCUAUCCAGCUAUCCUAUGUGUAAAUAUAUUCACAAAACAAUGAAAACCAAUGUCCGACAUUAUCGAUAUAUCUUGGUCUUUUUGUCCCUAGCAAUGCAAAAUAUAACAUGUAUUUGCAUUUGAGCGGCGGGUUGGAAAUUAGAAUUCUAUUUCAUUAUGAAGGGAAGAUUAUUCCAUCUUGAGCGCAUUCACAUGAAGUGAAGUGAAGUGAAAUACAAGUAGGUUGUUAUUGAGUGGGGUGGGGUAGUCCCCAAGGCUUCAUCCUUCAUGUUGACAAGAUCUGUUUCCAUGUGCUCUUGAUUAGUUUAUGGCUCCCAGAGUCUUUAUUACAAUAUUCACAAAUAUCUUGCCUUCUCUCUCCCCAUUUUUCAUAACAGGGACAAUCCCUUCCAUGAUUUUGUCUUCAGAUCAAGGGUGAAGCUCUGCACCCAAAAUAUUAAACAAACCCAACCCCCGUCGUCCAUUUAAACUAACUCCCAAGUGGGGUUUGUUUAGUUUUAGUGAAAAAUGCUGAUCCUACACUUGAAGCUUUGCUGAUUGGUACUUCUUCCCCACCCCCUCCCCUGUUCCACUUUCUUGGGAUUCUGCUCUGUUCCCAAUGACUUCCCAAGAAACUUCUUUGGGCUUUUGAGCUUUUGGUUCUCCCUUUUUAAUCUCUCUACGACAUGUGGGGUUCCAUUUGUUUCCUCUCUUCAAGGAAAUGCAGAGCAGCUGUAUGUUAGUUUCGAUCUUUGGGCGUGGUUUUGCUAUGGUAUCUGCAGAACGUACUUCAGAGCAUGUUUUUCUAUGCUUCUCUGUUUCCUGUCAGCUUAUCCAUCUACUGUGUAAUUGGGCAUUUCAGUGCUUUCCUUGCUAAAUGGGUGAUGGGUAUUGGUGUUUCUUUUUGUUUUUUUUUUAGGUAGACUAAAUAGAUGUUGAACCGUUUCCUGUUCUAGAAAUAUGGAAUCUGGAAAUAGGUUCUACUCUGUUGAUGAGUUUCACUUAGACCCCAAAUGGCUGAUUGAUCCAAAGCAUCUUUUUGUUGGGCCAAGAAUUGGAGAAGGCGCUCAUGCCAAAGUAUAUGAAGGAAAAUAUAAAAAUCAGAAUGUCGCCAUCAAAAUUGUUCAUAGAGGAGAAACUCCAGAGGAGAUCACCAAGAGAGAAGCACGAUUCGCAAGAGAGGUCUCAAUGCUUUCAAGAGUUCAGCAUAAAAACCUGGCAAAGUUUAUUGGUGUCUGCAAGGAGCCUGUAAUGGUGAUAGUCACCGAGCUUUUAUUGGGAGGGACGUUGCGUAAAUAUUUGCUAAACAUGCGACCAAGAUGCUUGGAUGCUCGAAUUGCAGUUGGUUUUGCUCUUGAUAUUGCUCGAGCAAUGGAAUGCCUGCACUCUCAUGGGAUCAUACAUCGUGAUCUGAAACCUGAGAACUUAAUCUUGACUGCAGACCACAAAACAGUUAAACUGGUGGAUUUUGGUUUAGCAAGGGAAGAGUCACUGACAGAGAUGAUGACUGCUGAAACAGGGACUUACCGUUGGAUGGCUCCAGAGUUGUACAGUACUGUGACAUUAAGGCAUGGAGAGAAGAAGCACUACAACAACAAAGUGGAUGCUUAUAGCUUUGCCAUUGUCUUGUGGGAGCUUUUACAUAACAAGUUGCCGUUUGAAGGCAUGUCUAAUUUACAGGCAGCAUAUGCAGCUGCUUUUAAGAAUGUGAGGCCCAGUGCUGAAAACCUCCCAGAGGAGUUGGCUAUAAUACUAACUUCAUGUUGGAAGGAGGAUCCUAACGCCAGACCGAACUUCAGCCAGAUAGUCCAGAUGCUCCUCCAUUAUCUUUCUACCAUUUCACCUCCAGAACCUGCAAUCCCUUCUCGGGUUUUCGCAUCAGAAAACACCAUCUUGCCACCUGAAUCUCCAGGCACAAGCUCUUUGAUGGCAGUACGUGAUGACUCAGGGGAAACCCCCAAAGUGAAGAUGGAGAACAAACCAAAAGGCUUCUUCUUUUGCUUUAACCAGUGCUAUUAACUCCAAAGUUAGAGAAGAUUGGGAAAUUUUAUAAUUCUUAGGGGUCAAAGGGUGUUCCAAUGGAAGUUUAGUGAACAGUAAGCUCUAAUCCAAAAGUACAUUUGGAUGAGGUGAUAAAUGUUUAAAUUGACCAUUUUCUUUCUUUGAAAUUCAGUUCAGCCAUCGGAUGGAAAUGCUGCCUGGUGCUGCUGCUCAAUUUACUCAAAACUUUAGUUCUGAUAACAUACCUUUAAUAUAUAAAAACUUCUAGUUAGAGUUGAAUGUGCUGUGAAGCUUGACUGUAACUUGUAAGGCAUCCAACUCAAAGUUCUUUGUAAGGGAGCAAAUGGAAAUGGGAAAAAAAAAAAUGGGAAGGGCAAUCCAAGCCUGAUGCUA
This is a messenger RNA of Vitis vinifera (wine grape), 2429 nucleotides long. RefSeq names its product serine/threonine-protein kinase STY13. The transcript is spliced from 6 exons. The record is from RefSeq and is a predicted model, not a curated record. Gene Ontology annotation, molecular function: ATP binding; protein kinase activity. Gene Ontology annotation, biological process: protein phosphorylation. Bases 996 to 2054 code for a protein of 352 amino acids. NCBI's taxonomy places the organism in Eukaryota, Viridiplantae, Streptophyta, Magnoliopsida, Vitales, Vitaceae.